Vicia villosa (hairy vetch) is the source of this 1677-nucleotide messenger RNA. RefSeq names its product benzyl alcohol O-benzoyltransferase-like. The transcript is spliced from 2 exons. Bases 87 to 1460 code for a protein of 457 amino acids. Lineage: Eukaryota; Viridiplantae; Streptophyta; Magnoliopsida; Fabales; Fabaceae. The record is from RefSeq and is a predicted model, not a curated record.
AAUAGCACCAUGAGAUAACAGAAGACUAAAGAUUUCAUCUUAUACAUAUACACACCAUCUCCACUUUCAUUAGUUAACAAUUAAUCAUGGCUCAAUCUCUGUUAUUCAAAGUAAAAAAGUGUACCCCUGAAUUUGUCACUCCGUCAAAACCCACACCUCAUGAAAUCAAACUUCUCUCCGACAUUGAUGACCAAGAUGGGUUACGUUUGCAAAUUCCACUUAUACAGUUUUACAAGUAUGAUCCAAAUAUGGAAGGAAAAGACCCCGUUGAUGUUAUUAGAAAAGCACUUGCGAAAACGCUUGUGUUUUAUUAUCCAUUUGCAGGUAGGUUGAGAGAAGGUGUUGGUAGGAAACUUAUGGUUGAUUGUACUGGAGAAGGUGUUUUGUUCAUUGAAGCUGAUGCUGAUGUUAGUUUGAGAGAUUUUGGUGAUACUCUUCUUCCUACAUUUCCUUGCUUGGAUGAGCUUCUUUAUGAUGUUCCUGGUUCUUCGGACGUGCUUAACGUUCCAUUGCUGCUUAUUCAGGUAACACGGCUCAAGUGUGGUGGUUUCGUUUUUGCUAUUCGUUUGAACCAUACAAUGAGUGAUGCAUCUGGUAUAGUUCAAUUCAUGAACGCCUUAGGUGAAAUAUCUCGCGGGAGGAAUGAACCUUCAAUCUCCCCAGUGUGGUGCCGAGAGUUUCUAAACGCAAGAAACCCACCAAGAGUGACAUGUAUUCAUCCUGAAAUCGAACAGGAACAUGGAAACAACAAUGGAACCAUCAUAUCUUUAGACAACAUGGUCCAACGCACUUUCUUCUUUGGUCCGGUUGAGGUAUCCAAAAUUCACUCUCUCCUUUCUACCAACAUGGCAUACAAGUACACCAAAUUUGAAAUCAUCACAGCAUUUAUUUGGCGUUGUCGUAUAAUAGCGUUACAACCAGAUUUAAACGAAGAAGUUCGUAUGAUGAGCGUAGUCAAUGCACGCGGCACGUCGUUUAACCUACAACUACCAAAUGGUUACUAUGGUAAUGUUAUUGCGUAUACUGUUGCAGUGACAUUAGCAAGAAAAUUAAUUGAAAAUCCAUUGCUGUAUGCAUUAAAUUUAAUUAAGAAAUUAAAAGCUAAUGUCACCAAAGAGUAUAUGCAUUCAUUGAUAGAUUUAAUGGUUAUCAAGAAUCGACCUAGAUUUUCCAUGAGGGGAUUGUUUGUAGUGUCCAAUCUUAGACAUUCCGGAUUUGAAGAUGUUGAUUUUGGUUGGGGGAAAGCUGUUUAUGGUGGACCAGCUAACGAUAGUUCUUUUCCUGGCAUUGUUAGUUACUACUUACCAUUUAAAAAUGCUAAAGGAGAGAAAGGUUUGGUUAUACCAAUUCAUUUGCCAGCUCAAGCCAUGGAGAGGUUUGUUAAAGAGUUAGAUAGUGUGCUUAAGAAUAACAUUAACAAGGGUGAUCCAACAUCUCGUAUCAUUAAAUCGUUGUUAUAGUCUUUGAGUAAUGUUGGUUUGCUGUGUGAUUGGCUGCGGGGAUGUCUUUUCCUUCCUUGUUUCUGUUGUUGUUGGCUGAUUGUUGCAAAUCUUUCUCUUUAUUUUUUGUUUUGUUCGUUUUCUUUUAUUCGCCAGUUUGUUGUUUUUUUUUUUCUGGUAUGACACUUGUGACGGUUGAUUAGGGCAUUUUCCCUUUCAUUAUUAAUAUAUUAUUUGA